Physella acuta is the source of this 2646-nucleotide messenger RNA. Its product is annotated as neprilysin-2-like. Gene Ontology annotation, molecular function: metalloendopeptidase activity. The record is from RefSeq and is a predicted model, not a curated record. Gene Ontology annotation, biological process: protein processing. Gene Ontology annotation, cellular component: plasma membrane. Lineage: Eukaryota; Metazoa; Mollusca; Gastropoda; Physidae.
UUAGAUGUUUUCUGUUCAUGACAUCUUGCUAUAUGUUUAUGUCUAAGUUGAUGAAAAACAUCUCCAACAAAUGAGCACCGUCCUACAUAAGUCAGAUCGUGAUUUAAUUACCAGCUCGUCAACUGGGUUUUAAUUAGCGGAGAUAUUACUUGUAAUCAGAACAUUCGACAGAUGGACUUGGAAGUUUGAGGCAUCGCUGUUAACCUCAUUAGCUGCCUGUUCCAAUUUACCACGUUCAAGUAGGCGUGUCUAGCCCUUAAUUAACAGAUCCAGAUCUAGCUAUCCAACGUUCUCAAUGACACCAUCGAAGGUACUUUGUUUCGUCGUCUUCUUUAUCUACACUCUUUUCCACGGCGUACGACCAUAUGAGGUACCACCAUUAAUUUCAAUCAAAAAUCAGACAGUAUGCGAAACGCCAAAAUGCCUUAGAAUAUCCGAACUGGUACAAAGUCGGAUGAACACGAGUAUCGACCCCUGUACAGACUUCUACAUGUACGCGUGUGGGAGGUACCGGACCCCGACUCCCGGGGCGGCGCACGCCAUUGACAGCCUCAACAGGAACAACUUCAACUUCGUCAAAUCCAAACUAUCAGAACCCAUCAACACAAAGACAAACUACGCCCACGCUGUUGUUGCUAAAACUUUCUACCAGUCAUGUAUCCAAGAAGAGCGAAUCUACGACGCCCAGGACUACAAAGAUUUUGUGAAAGACGUCACCAGUAACUGGCCGACCUUGAACGCAGCGUGGAGACCGACCAACAUGAACAAAAAUGACGUGACGAAAUUGUACAUGUCCAACGAGGGGGAGCCAUUUUAUCGUGUGGCACAGAAGCCGCGGAACGAUAACUCUUACGUGAUCUUGAUCGACUACCCCAACACCAAACUUAUGGGUCCUGACGCGGGUCGCGCCAGUCAGGCUAAGCUUUACGAGUACUUCGCUAGGCACUUCAGCUCAUCAUGGCAGACCGUAGAGAAGGCAGCCAAGGAGGACGCCGCACAACAUGCCAGAUUUGUAGCACGCCGCAACAACCUGAUAGAAGACUCAUUUGACAUGGAGGAUGAGAAUGUAGUUAGUAACAUUGGUCCAAAAUACAGUGAAUCAACACUCGGAGCUUUAGCUCGGAAAUAUCCAUUUUUUAACUUCGACACGGUGAUCAAGUCAGCGUACAGAACCGCGGGGGUGGAGGUCAGCGACACCCAGGUGGUAGGGGUCACUGACACCGGCUACCUGGAUAGACUGGUCAGUAAACUGGAGGACACUGAGAUCAGAACUCUCCAGAACGCGGUGGUCUUUCACCACAUUUUGACCAACAUCCCGGUUUUGACCACCACCAUAAAGCAUGCGGUCAUCCAAAUUCUCUCCAACAAGGGCGUGGCCAACACGUCACGUGAUUUUCAGUGUUUUGAGGAGACCGUCCACUACCUCUCGGACUCGGCCCUCAAGCUAUUUGAGUUUACCAAGCUGAACCCUGACCCUAGGCCAAAGCUCAAGCAGAUGGCUAAAGUCUUGCUGGAUAACUUUGUUACUUUUAUCGGAGAGAAAAACUUACAUAACCAGACAAAGACGGCGCUACAUAGGAAGAUACAGGCGAUCAAACUGGUUAUUGGCGGGGAUGAGCCCCCAAUGACAACAGCUGCGGUCAAUUCGUUAUACAAAAACGUGGACGUUGUGCCAGGCGAGUACUUGAGGAACAAGAGGAACUUGAGGCAGGCCCUCGACAACAGGCUCAGGAAGCGGCUCAUGCAGAAGCCGCACGAGUCUCCGAUGGACGGGAAGAAUCCAAUGAAAGCGGAAGCCGUCUUUGAUUCGAAGAGAAACGUGAUUUAUGUUUCCCCUGGACUGAUAUCAACACCAUUCUACGAAGAAAAAGUACCCAAUAUUGUCAACUAUGCCAAGAUUGGGUCGUUGAUAGCCACUGCCAUAGUCUCCAUGUUUGAUGCUGAAGGACGGAGCUAUGACAGCCAGGGCCGAGCCGUCGCGUGGGUUCACCCAGAGGACGUAAGGAAGUUUGAGAUGCAGAAAGUCUGCUACAGUUAUGUUUUUACCAGGAUGCUGAGUCCUGAUGCUGAUUGGCGCAUUUCAGGUAGCAAUAUAGUUGAGGUAGAAAGAAUUUUGCAUGGAAGCUCAUCACUUCAAGUAACAUUUUGGGCGUAUUUGCAGUUGCUAAAAGAAAUGGACGACGGCAAAAUCAUGAUUAAAAAUCUGACUAUUGAGCAAAUCUUUUAUUUAUUAUUCGCUCAGAACUUCUGUCGUCUAAAGGUCAGUAACAUUGACGGCAAGUCCUACGCUCAACUGAGGGUGAACGGAAUCUUACGACAAACGAGCUCAUUUCAAAAUGCAUGCAUUCAGUUGUAGUGAAGGCGCCUACAUGUCCGACUAUGCAAACUGCGGCUAGGAUGAGCAUCAGAGAGGGGGGGGGGUGUCUCCAUAAAUGACGUCUCACCUGAAGAAACUCGAAGUGGUCCCGAACUGUGAUGUAGAAUGUAGUUUGGACUUUUUUAACGUUAAAAUAAAUUUCACUAGUUGCUGUUGUAAUCUUUAAGGAUGUGGGAUGUUUAGCAGAUAGUGAAUACAUUUGGUCACGAUUAUUUGGGGGUUCAAACAUUGUUACCUUAUUUCUAGUCUCUAAAGGAAAUAAAAAAUAU